This is a messenger RNA of Camellia sinensis, 2178 nucleotides long. RefSeq names its product laccase-14. The record is from RefSeq and is a predicted model, not a curated record. Gene Ontology annotation, cellular component: apoplast. Gene Ontology annotation, molecular function: hydroquinone:oxygen oxidoreductase activity; copper ion binding. Gene Ontology annotation, biological process: lignin catabolic process. NCBI's taxonomy places the organism in Eukaryota, Viridiplantae, Streptophyta, Magnoliopsida, Ericales, Theaceae.
GUUGGACAGAAUGUGUGAAAAUAUUCAAUCAACGUGGAAAAAAUGAGGAAAACAAGUCUGUCUCUUAGUGCACCGAAUACCAAGGCUUAUAUAAAGGGCCAUUGGAAGAUUGAUUAAGAGCACUCUAAACCAGAAACAAGUCUCUGUGUCUCAUUCUGAUCUGCAUUCUGUAGUAAUAAAGAAAACAUAGAGUUGAAGAAGAUGAGUUUCAAGUUGGAGAUUUUAGGGUUUUUACUUUUGAAUUUCUUUGUUCUUUCGAUGGCUCAGAGCCUCCGUACUGUCAACUGGGUUCUGGAAGAAACUAAUUAUACGAGGUUAUGUAGCUCCAAGAAGAUAUUGACAGUCAAUGGACUAUUUCCAGGGCCUACUUUGCAUGUUCACAAGGGUGAUAGGUUGAUUGUGAAUAUUCAAAAUCAAGGGGCUUACAAUGUCACCAUUCAUUGGCAUGGAGUGAAGCAACCAAGAAAUCCAUGGUCAGAUGGUCCAGAGUAUAUCACACAAUGCCCCAUCAAACCAGGAGCAAAUUUCAGCUAUGAGAUCAUAUUCUCAACUGAAGAAGGUACCCUUUGGUGGCAUGCCCAUAGUGACUGGUCUCGAGCCACAGUUCAUGGUCCCAUCAUUGUCUACCCUGCAAAUGGAACCACUUACCCAUAUUCUAAGCCCUCUGAAGAGUUUCCCAUUGUUUUGGCAUCAUGGUUUAAGGGAGAUGUGAUGGAGUUAAUUCAAUCUGCCCUUGAAAGUGGAGGCGAACCCAACCAGUCGGAUGCUUUCACCAUCAAUGGGCAACCAGGAGAUCUCUACAAUUGUUCCAAACCCGGGACAUUCAAAAUAAUGGUUGAUUAUGGAAAGACUUAUCUUCUUCGUAUCAUCAAUGCAAUUAUGAACGAAGAAAUGUUCUUUAAGGUAGCCGAACACAAUCUCACAGUUGUUGGAAUGGAUGGUGCCUACAUCAAACCUAUAUAUACCGACUAUAUCAUGAUAACCCCUGGACAAACCAUGGAUGUUUUGAUCACUGCAAAUCAGAGCCCAAGCGAAUAUUAUAUGGCUGCGAGAGCAUAUGCGGGACUUCAGUAUGAUAAUACCACCACAACUGCAAUAGUUCAAUAUAGUGGAAACUAUACAGCACCAUCAACACCUGCAUUUCCUAUCCUUCCUAAUUAUACUGAUAUUGAUGCUGUAACGAAUUUUACCCGUCAAAUGAAGGCCUUAAACAGCAAGGACCACCCAGUUGAUGUCCCACAAACAGUUGAUACAAAACUCUAUAUAACUCUUUCAGUGAACACACUUCCUUGUGUCAACAGUUCUUGUGAUGGACCCAAUGGUGAUAGGCUAGCAGCAAGUUUGAACAACAUGAGUUUUGUGACCCCAGAGGUUGAUGUAUUACAAGCAUACUACAGCCAACUUAAAGGGUUUUACACGACAGAUUUUCCGAGUCAACCACCUUAUUUUUUCAAUUUUACAGCUGAUGAUGUAUCGGAUGAUUAUUUGACACCAAAAAAUGUGACUAAGGUUAAGGUUUUGGAGUUCAAUUCGACUGUGGAGAUAGUGUUCCAAACUACUAAUGUGAUGAAAGCAGCAGAAAAUCAUCCAAUGCAUUUGCAUGGUUACAGCUUUUAUUUUGUUGGUUUUGGUUUUGGAAACUUUAACAAUGAAACUGACCCUACAGGGUACAAUCUGGUUGAUCCACCAGAGGUAAACACUGUUGGGGUCCCUACAAAUGGAUGGGCUGCCAUCAGAUUUAGAGCUGAUAAUCCAGGGGUGUGGUUCAUGCACUGUCAUUUAGAAAGACAUUCUAGUUGGGGAAUGGAUACAGUGCUAAUUGUCAAGAAUGGCACCACUACUGAAGCAAGUAUGCAGGAUCCCCCUCCUUACUUGAAUCCUUGCUAAUUUGGAGCUAAUGCAUUUGUCAAGUGGUCGAAAAAACAUCGAAUGCUAUUUGGUUCUAGCCAAGUCUACAUUGUGAAAGAUUUUCUGUUUCAUUCAAUGGGAAUAAGUUUGUUGCAAUUCAGUUUGAAAAAAAAAAAAACUUUUAGAAUCAUUCUAGUCCUUUAAUUUAUUAUAUACUCUAGUUAUUAUCAUCAAACAAGAUGGUUAUAUGUCCUGCCGUCAUGGGAGUGGUAGAAUGCUUGGUGUGAUUCAUAUUAAGGAUGUUGUCUUAAAAUAUAUUUAUUUGUAUCA